CUAUGCUUCGCUCAGCCAUGAGACAGCCCUCCGCGUCCGCGUCCCCUGCCUUGUCAGUGUCUCCUCUCCCGUCCUCGCCGCCCUCCCCGUCACCCUACACACCGAAAGUGUCCUUUGACACGUUCGAGAACCCCGUGGCUUCAAUGUUCUCGUUCACCCUCUCGGCUAAAUCAUCUGCCUAUCGACGGACCAAGAGUACCCGCGUCUUCCUGUGUGCGGCCUCGCCUGACGAGACGGGCAACGAGGCGCUAGACUGGGCCCUCGAGUCGCUCGUGCAGGACGGGGACGAGUUUGUCGUGUGUCGGGGGGUGGACGAGGACGAGCUAGGUGCGAAGGACCAUGAUGUGCUGAGGCACGAGGCGCGGAGUCUGAUGCGCCGUAUUCAGGAAAAGGCGAGCGAGGUGGAUCCUGAGAGGAAGUUGUCGUUGAUCUUGGAGUAUGUCCCUGGGAGGAUUACGGAUACGCUCGAUAGGCUUAUUGCGCUGUAUCGUCCGGAUUCGGUUGUUGUUGGGACUAGAGGCAGGAAGGCGUGGCAGAAUAUAGGCAAGGGUCCUAUGGGGUCUGUGUCGAGAUAUGUGCUUAUACAUUCGCCGGUUCCUAUUAUUGUCGUCAGACCGGAGCGCAAGGUGAAGAAGGCGGUACAGAAGAGAAAGGCUGAUCCGAAGCGCGGUAUACAUUUUGAUUAAACGUAUUGUAUUGUCUUUAUAUUUGCGAACUGUUAUUAUAUCAAGCAGGUCGAUUUACUUGCACCGCUCUAAUACACUUCCAUCUCAAAUCAAAAUGUACCGAGUGUCUGGGCAGUUACAAUCACUCCCUUUCUCGAAUCGCCUUUGUCGUUUUGUUUCUCCAGUUCUGCUUUCAACCGCCAAGUCAAAUGUCUAUCUGAUUCCUGGAUUUCAGGCGCUCGAUCCUUGAGUGGUUGGCGGCCUUGAGUUGCUUCUUCACGCUGAGGAUCAUCUUGCUAGUGUGACCCAUUCUCUGGAUGUUCUUCGAGUAUGUUAUUCGUCUCUUGGAGCGCAAUGUUCUUUGUUAACUGUCUCCUGUCCAUAUGCUGGGAUGUCGUUUUAUCACCAAACUC
Messenger RNA from Desarmillaria tabescens, 1078 nucleotides. RefSeq lists its product as uncharacterized. The transcript has 2 exons. The annotation marks the transcript as partial. The record is from RefSeq and is a predicted model, not a curated record. NCBI's taxonomy places the organism in Eukaryota, Fungi, Basidiomycota, Agaricomycetes, Agaricales, Physalacriaceae.